Molecule: messenger RNA, 10790 nt
Organism: Pipra filicauda (Wire-tailed manakin)
Lineage: Eukaryota; Metazoa; Chordata; Aves; Passeriformes; Pipridae
Gene: ZNF831
Product: zinc finger protein 831
Exons: 6
Coding region: 4345-9900 (1851 amino acids)
Source: RefSeq, a predicted model, not a curated record
AAAAAAAAAAAAAAAAAAAAGAGAAGAGAGAGACACUGAAAAAAGAAAAACAGGAUGCUUCUUUUGUUUCAACGCUAUUCCAGGGACCUGAACCUCUCCACCUGCCUGUGAAUUGGCCACCUAAAGGUUAGCAAGUGUUUCGUUCUCGUUUUAUGUGGGCAGAUAAUUAAAUUCGAGAUGGUAAGGCAGAAAUUUUAAAGUUCUAAUUUUUUUAAUGUGAUGGUUCUUUCACUUAGCAACGAGAAAGAUUUUUUCCUAAAACACAAAGCAUUUCAGUUCUGGCCCCACUUCAGCUUUUAAGAGGGCUUUAAUUGGUAUUUUUUCAUCAUUUAGUCCAACCUCCUAAACUUUAAAAGAUGUAUUAGGGUUAUUAUUUUUCUGUUAGAACAACCUGUUGAUUGCAGUCUGCUGGCUGGAGGUUGUUAACUCUUUCCUAACGUGGGAAAUGCACAGGAGCAAAUUUGAUGAAAGGAUGAAACAAUCAAAAUCCUUGGAGGUUUUUAAACACUAAAAAUCUUACUUUUUUCCUCAUUGUGAAGCCACCGACAGUGUUACAAAACCAACAGAUGUUUUAGAUAUGUUUCUUUUUAGAAAUAAGUGGUGCAAAUGUAAAAUAAAGACAUAUAAUAAACUAGAAAGCUUUUCUUAUGACUAGAGCUGAGAAAAGUAGUUGGAUAAGAAGUAGAAUAGGAAAUAUUCUCUGAUAUAAAUUGCAUGAAGAGAUCAAAAAAGCCAAUGCAAUGUUUACUUCCACACUAAAAUAUAUUUUAGGUUACAAUGUUCUUACUGAUUUAAGCCUUUUGAAUGUUUUCAUUUAUGGACAUUCAAGAAAAGGAGGAUAAAAAAGUAUAGAAAACUGUAUAAUAAUGUUCAAACCAGUUGUUAUUUUAGGAUGAAGAGAAGUUAUUACAGAUCCUAUUCUUCUUAAAAGGUUUUAAUAUUGUAUUCUGGUACAGUGUUUACAAAAAUAAUAGUUAAAAAAACCCUGCCAGUUUUGCUGAUAUUACACAACUGUGGAAGUUUGGUGUCAAAAAUAUUUGUCCUCAGGUUAUGGUACAAGAAUUUCAAAGUUCAGGCAGCAGGUUUUAUAGUUGCUUUAUACUUUUAUAACACGGGAGGCAAAACUUCAGAACAAUGAACUUCUUACUAACCAGUAAGAUUUCCCAAAGUCAGAAUUUGAAAUGUGACCACUGAAAGACUAUAAAGGUUUGAGAAGAUGAGGGAAUUACACAUUUCCAGCCCAAUUCUGCAGGGAACUGAGGCUCCCAACUUUGUUCAAAGGUCCCAGCAGGCUGCAGGUGGAACUGGCAGUGCUGUGAGAUCAGACACAUCCCAUAAGAACAAGUGAAAAGGUGAAGUCAGUACUUCUGUUAUGAGACAUUUCAAGAUAUGAAGUCAAACUGAGAAAAGAGCAAGGGCAGAAACAGGUUUUAAAUAAAACAAGAUGAACGGUGAUUUCUGGGCUAAUCAGGAAAGGUAUCGGUUCCAUUUGGCUUGUUUGAACUGAGAACUAGAAAGUGCCAGAAUUGGGAUACACUCACAAACACUCUGUUUCCAUCAGAGAAGGGGUGCUUAAAGUACCUGCACAACAUUUAUUUCAGACCCUGUGGUUCACUAUUACGUUAUGAUACUAAUAUUUAAGUAGAAGUUUUGUCUAGUCAGUCAAGAGAGUUCACAAACACUGUCACGUUGUGCCAGCCGGCAGUGGGGGGAAUGCAAAUCCCAGUGUCUGUGUCUUCUGCUGACAGAAAGAUACUGUGUGCUGGUCUCAGCAUCACUGUCCUCAGAAGAAAAAUGAGUAAUUAACAAUCCUAAAAGAUGCUUUAGUUUCAGUUUGAAAAGUUCUUUAAAACACGUAGGAUCUUCGAAAUCUUAUUCUCUCAUUAGCACAGGAAGCUGCUUGUUGCUGCUUUCACUUGAUCACCCCUCUGACAGAACUCUGUACCUUUGCAGGGAUUGGAACACCUGGGACAGUGCCUUUUUCACAGAUACCUGGGACCCAGAAAUGCAUAACAAUGGGAUGUGGGUUUAUCUCCCCAAGUCCUGCUUAGGACAUGAAAUGAGAGCAAAGUGUAGCCCCACAUAGUCCCUCCUGGGCAGUACCUGGCCGUGGCUGAUCUUUAUACACAGUCAAAAUAGAUGUUUUGCUGUACACUGAGACAACUGAGAAGUUUCUCUGAGCAGGACAGUGUUUUGAACUUAAAUGAGUAUAAGUAAUCUUGCACAGAGAUUCCAUCUUAGGAAGUGACACACAAAAAUAGAUCGAUUAAGAAUUUAACUUCAUUCCAAACAUAGUUAAUGCAGUGUAAUACUGGUCCUCUGUAUUAUGUGCACAGGUCAAAUUCCUUCUAGCCAUUAGAGCAACCUGUUCAUCCAUAUAAAUGGGAAGAAUCACAGGAUGCUGUGGAGCCAGCCUGAUUCCAGAGUCAUUUAUUCAAGAUUUAGAGAUUUUAGAUCAAGCUUCAAAAGGUUCUGCUAAGCCCUGAAACCUGUGUGAUAGUGGCAAAUAUCCACACAGGCACUUGCUUCAGUUGUAACUUGCUUUAAUUGAUUAUUGCCUCUUCAAGCAUCUCAGGAUAAGAAGUUUGCAGCUUUAGCAUGCAGAAUGUUACUGAGUGGCCUAAAUAAUGAAUUUUGAAAGCUUACACAUGUUUUCAAUUUGUUCCUAGUUCCAGCAUACUUCUGGAAUAAUUAGUACUGUUUAAAACAAGUCUCCCUUUUAAGUAAAUUCAUCUUAACUUAAUAAUAGUCAGUCUCAAAGUGGAUUAAAUUAUAAUGGGCUGCAGAUAUGUGAUCGAACUGAAGAGAAACUAAUUUUGACUGGUUAUGUAAAAUGCCCAGAAUCAUCUGUUUGUCUGAUUUGAUUCAUGCCAGUGUUCUAUUAUAAGAUGUGCAUCUUUUUCCCCGUUGGUUUGUUGACUGUAGCAUGCAGUAAUCCUCCAGAAGAUCUCACUCAGAGGUGAGAACACAUUCCUUUAGGAAAGUAUCUCCCAGCAGAGCUGAAACUAGUUGCUGCAUGUAGUUCUCUCCAUCUGGACAGACAGUCUGUAGAGCAGAAGCAUGAGUCAUUGUAAAACAGUUCAGAAUGUCAAGUAUUUUCUAGAUUCACUGAUUUUAAGCAUUUGCAGUGCCAUUACCAAUUACUGGGAGCAUUUCAGGCUAUGGUAGAAACAAGAAGGAUUUUGAGCAACAAUACCAGGCCUUGUUAAGAGCUUUUCUGCCCCCUGAAUAACUAGAUGAUAGGCAAGAAAGAUAGGAAGAACAAGACAGAAAUAUUUCUCCACCUCCAAAACUAGAGGCCUACUAAAUCAGGGCUCCAGAAACAAAUGGAAAGCAAUCCAAACAACAGGAAAAACUCUCCAGGAUCAAUAAAGCUGUGUGGAAUGAAAAUCCACUGGGGCCUCCAGCAUUAGUCUCUCACCAGAAUUAAUAAAAGAAAGAGCUUGCACUGAAGUGGAUACUGGACAAUCAGAACUUUACAGUUUCAUCACUAUCCAGCUUACAAGGGACAGGCUGCAGUGUCUGAACUGGGCAGAUGCUCAUUGCAGGAAGAUUAAAAGCUGCGUCUUCCAAAAUAUGAUGUUCUUAAGGAAAUUUUACAGGCUGGAUAUACCAAUUUGGUAACAUUAUUGAGAAUUUAUAUUCCACUUUGGGAUUCACUCAGUCUCACAGCAGUGGAGGGCGCAGCCAUCCCAGUCCAUAAUUUAAAUGAGUGUUUGGAUGAAGAAGAGCUGCCCCUUCCCAGGACCCCUCAGUGCUGCUGAACUGUGUUACCUGAGGACUCUUCAUGAACUCAACCCACAAACAAAAUCUAAUCUUUUAAAAUGAUCUUUUCACUGCUGUUGACUGUCCCCUAUCCUGUUUUCCCUGCAGUUUCCACAAAUUUAGGGAGGUUUGUUGAGCAUGAGCUAAACACUUCUAACAUUCCUGAGGCACUUUCCCACCUCCUUACAAGCAAAUCACCUUUAGGGGUAUAAAGAAAAAAGCCUACCAUUGUGUCAGUGUAUUUCAUGGAAUGGUACAACUGAAUGCAGUGCACAAAAUCCCCAUUUUGUGAAGAUUCUGUGUAGAGGUUCCUACAUAGAGAGUGAUAAAGGAUAUGGAGAGAUUGAAAUGUCACUUCAUUUUCUCCUGUUUCAGCUCUUCCUGUUUUCUGAAGGUUGUCACUGUGACACCAGUGUAGAAAAAAAAAAGAAAACCACCCAACUUCCUACUUCUAAUCUGUUUCAAGUCUUUGUCCUCGUUUCUCUCUGCUUGCAUCAAGUAUUGACAGAAAUGAGGCUUUUUUGCUGACAUGCCUGGCUCAGUCAAAGGUACCUGAGCACGUGGCAGAGAGCCCUUGGCAUGGAGGCACAGAAGGCACAGAAGGCACCUGGUUUCACAGCUGCACCCCCAGAUCGCCCCGUUCCAGCCUCCUCUCUGCAGCCCUCGCAGGGCUCCUCAGAUCCCGGCCAGGGCACUGGGCUUCCCCGGGAACCGGCGCUGUCCCAGCCCGUGUACCUCAAAGCCCUCACCAUCCCGCUGUACCAGCCUGUCCAGGCAGGAUGCUUCCAGCCACACGGGCAGUUAGUGACCGCCAGGAGCUGUGUCCAUCUCGACAGCACCAACAUUCCCCUCAUCCUCAACCCACUCGUCCCUCCGGAAAGCCCAGAUCGGCCUCAGUCAGUUUUUCAGAAACAACUUGGGCAAAGUCUAACAUUGAGCAUAGUCAGCACUUUACCAGUUUUAUCAUCACCGAGUUCUUGUGUAAAUGCAUCUACUGGAAGCCCAGGAAAAUCCAAAAAAGCUGGGAAAUAUAUCUGCAAACACUGUGGACGAGAUUGUCUGAAGCCAAGUGUCCUUGAGAAGCACAUUCGCUCCCACACAGGAGAGAGGCCCUUUCCGUGCACCACCUGUGGCAUUGCAUUUAAAACUCAGAGCAACUUGUAUAAACACAGGAGAACUCAAACACACGUCAACAACACCAGACUGCCCUCAGACUCUGACACCAGUGGGGCAUCAGAGCAAAACGGGAGAUCAGCAGAGAGCACAACCUCAGCCCAAGGCAGCGAACCACUGAGCAGCACCGGUGAGGACAAGGGGAUACAGAUGAAACAACCAAGUUCAGAGACCAGUGCUGGACCAGACACUAAAAAACUUCACGAGCUUUCACUGCCAGCAACAAGCACUUCACCAGUUUUUUCAGAAAAUCAAGAAAGAACGAAUCAAUCCUUCAGUUCAAAGGCUAAUCAAGGGGUUCCUGAAAGAGAGCCUCGCAGUUUAUCAUCUCCAGGAGCUUUGCCAAAUGGUCCGUGUCAGAGGAAGAAGAUGCAGGAACAAAGAACUCCAACUGCCAACAAGCAUAUUCAGCUGCAAAGGCAGCAAGCAACCUCUUCGGAGAAGCAGUGGGAUUACAAGCCAUUGGACUGCAAGCUGAAGAAGUGUGAGAGCACUGACUCGGGGUAUCUGUCCCGCUCUGACAGCACAGAACAACAGAUGGCAUCACCCAGCCCCUUGCACAGCCUCUGUGAGCACAGCACGGAGCUGGAAAGCGAAACUGCCUUCAGCAGCCCCAGGUGUGCCUCCGGAAGCAGUGCAAAGCCAGAGGCAGCCGAGAAAGCUGCAGUCUCCAUGCUAGAGAAAAAGAGGCUGGAAGAACACAUUUCAAAACUUAUUUCUCAUAACAAAAGUGUGGUGGAUGAUACCCAGUUAGACAAUGUCAGGCCCAGGAAAACUGUCCUUUCCAAACAGGGAAGCAUUGACCUGCCAAUGCCUUACACAUACAAAGACUCUUUCCAUUUUGAUAUCAGAACUUGUGAUGUAAAUAGGAAAAAGAAUCUUGCCCUUUGUUCAGCAAAGUCUACCUUUGCACCCCUGGAGAAAUGCAAGCCAAUGUUUUUCCAUUCAGUUCCCACCCAGUUCUCCACGACCAUUGACACUGUGCCUGUUACUCGGAGCAACUCCUUGCCGUUCGUGGAGGGAGCAAGGAUGGCACAGGACAAACCAGGUUGCUCAAAACCACUUUCUCUUACUAAGCAGUCUGUAAACACAGGCACUGCUGGUUUGCUGCCUAGCAACAAUCUUGCUGCAAAUUCAGUGGAUUUCCCUAAUAGCCAUCCCCGAGCUCUAGUCAGACAAACAGCCGUGGAUGAUUUGCCGCUAAGUAAUGUGGUUGAUCAUCCUCCUCCUUCAGAGGAGUUGCAAGGCAGUAAAAAGCUUGGGGCUGGAGAAGUAAUCAGUGCUAAAAAUAAGAAACACAAUCAAAGGAAGUUAAAGAUGUUCUCUCAAGAAAAAUGGCAAAUGUAUGGAGAUGAAACAUUUAAGAAAAUCUACCAAAAAAUGAAAAGCAGUCAAAACGCCAAGAAAAUGAAACAAAGGGGGGAUAAGAUUACAGGUAUUACAAGCUUCACUCCUGACUCAAAGGAAUCAGCCAGCAGCACUGAAAUUAUUGAGGAAAGAGAUGGCAGGAGCUCUGUAAGUGACAGUCAUUCCUCCCUUGUGACAGCAGCUUCAAACACGGGUAAAUCAGGAACCUGUACUGAUGGUAAUCAUGUUCUGCAGAAUGUGUCCUCUGAGGAAACUGCAGACAGUGUGUCCUACCUAAUGGAGACAUCGCAUUCCACAAAUGCCUGUGCAUGGACUGUAAGGAGCAAAACUUCCCAAGACCCCAGUGGCAGGGACAGAGAGAAGUGCACAGCUCUCAGCAGCACAGGGCGAGCUCCAAGCAGUUGUGAGCUCAGGUUUCAAAAUCUUGAGUGGCAGCCCAGCUGUCACAGAAGAAAUGAUGACUCCUUGCCAGUACAGAGUAGCAAGUGGGAAAACCCAAGCCCUGGGAAAGAAUCCAGUGCAUUUGAAUUAGAUUCUAAAAGCACCCCAGACAAUUAUGGAGGCCAUCGCAGGACUAAGGAGACUGGCCAACAAGGCCUGUGGGUCCAUUGCAACAGCAGAGAGACUGCAGGGAAAUCCCAGAAUUUACCAUCAGAAAGAAAAAAGCUGAAAUUUGAAGUGGAGAAGACAACACAAAAUAUGAUUUCAAUGUCCUGCCCUAGUCCUGGUAGCGAAAGUAGUGCAGUAAGUGAAGCAGAGAGAGCCCAUUGCUCUGGCACUCCCUGUCUUUCCACAGCUCCAGUGACAUUCUCCAGUAAAGCACAAGAGCAAAAAUUGGGCACAGGAAUUAAUGAAUCCACUGGAGGUACUGAGAAUGUGGAAUAUAGGAAAACAAUCAAACUCCCCACAAAAGCCCUCAAUUACAGUGAUGUUGACCUCCUUUCAAAUUCAACUGGUAUCUCAAAAGCUUCACUGGUGGGAUUUUUAGGGCCUGAAUUAAGGGGAAGUGAUUGCAACUCUUUUGCCUUGCACAAUGCAACACAUAAAGACGACAAAACAUGUCUUGUGAAAAUAGAAGCAAAAGUACCACUUUUCAAUGACAAUGUUGUGGAUGUAUCUUCUAAAAUUCAUCAUCUGCAAUCUGGUCAUUCAACUCCAGCCCCACAACAAAAUGCCUUUUCUCCAAAAUAUAUCCUUAAAUUGCCACAGGCCAAGAGAGCCUCAAAUUUGUCACUUUUGCCUAGAUCUGAACAGGUUACACCUUGCACAUCUGAGACAAACACCCUAACCACCCCUUCCUGCUCUUCCAGCAGUGGAUCCCUCCAUUCUCAUCCCAGUGAUGUGGUUUGGUCCCCUUUACAAUUUGAAGUGAGACAGAAGGCUGGCACAGGAGAGCUUCGAUGGAACAUACACACAAACUGGAAAACUCCAGGAUUUUGUUCACCAGUCACCUCAGAAACAACAAAUAUCUUAACCACAGUAGAUAACACCUUUUAUAACCCAAACUUCAGGCAGCAGGAUAUGGCGAGAGAUGAUUGGAAAAACAAGCAGAAGAAAAAAAAAUUGAAUUAUCAAAGGCAAACAGAAGAGAAGUGGAUGAGCAUAACUACUUGCUCUACACAGACUCCAAAGAAGAAAAUAUGCUUUACUUCUGUGUAUACAAGUGGCUUUUUCAUAUCAGCUGACAUCAAAGAUGAGAGAAAGGUUUUACAGCAUCUUUGCUCAGGAAGUGACUCUUUGAUAAAGACAUCAGCUUCUAGCAAGGGAGCAGAGCCAACAGUCGUGGGAUGGGACAGAGGGAGAAGUCUGUGCACCCUCAAGGAUGCUUCACCAACAGUGCAGGACACGCUGCAGCAUCCUCAGAGCUCGACAGACAGCCCCACUUAUCUUUGCCAUUCUUUUGGCACUUUUUAUUGCCACACUCUCACCGCUCACUGUAAAGAAUUCCCAGUGCUCCCCCACAAUAACAGGACCUGCUCCUCUGGCAGUUUAACAGUGUCAGGCACAAAGGGCACCUUCCCCUCCCUCAGUGCUGAGCCCCGACUAACCUGGUGCUGCUUAAGCAGGAGCCUCCCCCUGCCCACGGAGCAGAAGGGGAAUGCAGACUCUGCCUACUCCUCCCUGCACUCCUGUGACAGGGGAUCCAGCAGGGAAUGCAGCCUGUCCAAAUACGACAUCUCUAUCUUCAAAAUGAAAAAUAUUAACAAGACUGUGGCAUAUGGCUUAACAAACACAAGUUUAAAAACGCUGGUUUCAUCUUUUUCUAAAGGACAACAGAUGCAGGAGUUAAGCUCAGUAGCUCCUGGUGGUGCUUUCAAAAAUAUUUCAGAACAAAAGAAGAAAACUGUAGUUUGCAGAAAGGAAAAACCCUCAACAAAUAAACUCAAGAGGAGCCACAAACAGAAAAAGAUUAAAGUCACCCCCAAAUGGUACAGAGGGAGGCAUAUCCAUGGAUAUUCCCAGUUGAAAGUGAACCGGCUGAGCAAGAGGCCCUGUUUUCCCAACAGAGCACUGGAUGCUUUGAGAAAGGGCUGUUCAUCACAGCCCCCCAAAUUCAAUAAGCAUAAGAAGUGCCAUUCUCCUCAGCUGAAGGUGCAAGAGAGUUACCUACACCAGCAAAAUUCCACCUCAGAUAAACCACUUUGCAGAAGGAAAAAAGAAGGAAAGAAUAACUCAGGAAUAUCUUCCCAUACUGAAAACCUAAACCAUGUUAAACAAAGAGACAAAACGGAUAAAAAAGACAUUUCUGGGCAAAUCAGGGAACACACGGGAACAAACGUCUGUGUCCAGAACAUCACGGCUCCCCUGGGAAUAGCUGUGACAGCUCAUUCCUUUCCCUCCCCAGCUCCCACAUCCAUGCAGCAGGUCAGCAGGGAUGUGGCCAUUUGCUGCUGGGUGACACAGCCCCUCGUGCUCCAGCCAUCCGGGCCAGGGCAUUCCCGGCCAAGCCUCCGGAGUGACUCAACGGCAGCUUCCUUUGGGUCUCGCCCUUCUGAUUUUACAAACACAGGCACAGGUGACCAACCCAGCAGCACAGACCCAGAGGCUCCUGGUCCUCUUUCCUUACAUCUGGAGACAAGCCAGGAAAACACACUGAGUGCAGAGUCAGAGAAGCAAAUAUCUGGUACAUUAGACCCGGUGAUCCGGGCCUCGGGAAGGGAGAAAACUCCAGCUGAAGAAGACACAAAUUCACCUCCCAAAGAACACCCAACUCCCAGUUCCCAGCCUGGAUGUUCACAUUUAUUUGGAUCAAAAGCAGAGUCUCUUCCUGAAUCAGUCACAAGGGCUCAGUUACCCAGCAGAGAAUACACAGAGAGGGCAAACGUGUCUCAAAAUCUCCUGGACCUCCACGGAAGCAGAGACAGGAACGGAUCCCACCUGCAGCCCAAUCCCUAUGGAAGGCCACAUGGAACAGCUACUACUACCUUUAAAAAGCCCCCAAUUUCUCUCAGAUCCCCUGAGUUCAAGAGUUACUCUGCAGCACUUUCCAAGACAUACAAAAAGAGAGGUUUAGAGAUGAUGAGGAAGCAAACGCGAGUGGAGUACGAUGACACGAGCAGUGAUGAUGAGGACAGGCUGGUUAUAGAGAUAUAGCAGACAGGCUGCUCACACAGGGACAGGAGGAAAUGCCAGGGAUGUCUGAUCCAUAUUUCUGAAACACCUAAACAUCAGCAAAGCCAUUCCUCUGUGCAAGAGGCAGAAUUCUCUUUGGAAAAGCCCUUUCUUUCAAGGACUAGAACUUUUUUUAAAGAAGCUUAUUUGAGGCAUCACACAUUUAAAUGCAAGAGGUAAACCUGUGUUUCUGACGGGUUUCCAGCAUUGUUAUGUUCUUGUCACCCUCACAGAUUUCCCACAAGUGCUGGCUGCCAGUGGGUGUGUUACUCAAAGCCUGCAGUGUAUUUGGUUACUUUUAACAAUACAACAGCAGCAGCUUCCUCCGUGUACGAGCUGGGAUUUCCUGGAAGGCUAUAGAUGUGUCCUCUUCCAUACACUCCUCUUUUCUUGUAGUCACUGCCAUCUGCACUGGGAGUGACACACUGGCAUUAAGGGGAAGAUCUGCUCCCUAAGUAUCUGUGAUAUUGGAAGAGUGUGGAAAAAUGCUGACCUUUUUCCAUGUUGCACAAAUGUCAAUGCUUCUGUGUGAGAAAUGACACAAGCAUGCUUUGCUUUGUGUUUCGUGCCUUUUAUGCCAAGAUCUACUCAAAUAUUCUUGAUUUCUAGGUGGAGAAUAUGGGUGUUAGCUAUUGAUAUUUCCUUGUGGUAAAAUUUCUGACAAGGAUUUUCUCAUUGUAUUUGUCACAUUGUGCUCCAAACGAUGUCAUCUGGAAUGUUUUGUUUUUAUUGUAACUUUAACUGCUCUUUUAUUGAGGGUAAAGAAGCUAUAUGGCAUAGCUGGUUUUCUUUUUUUAACAAAAAGUUUUGUGCUACAAACCCUAAAAUUUACUGGUUUCCAUGUGAAUAAAUAAUUAGAUAUUUCAACUUGA